AUGCGUUGCUUCUUACUGUUCAUCUCAUUUUCCAUUCUUCUUCAUGUUCAACAAUCUACACAAGAUGACUUACAGACUAUAAAGAUGAAGCAAAGAUUAGUACAACAAAAAUUACUAUGGAAUGAAGCAAAUUUGAAGAAGAACAAUGCAACUUUGACUAAUCUAGCCAAAAGAUUACAAGAAACAAUAGAAAACAUCAAUACUCGACUGUCACCUCACCGGUUGUCUGUUGAUAAAUAUGUUGCCUGUAUAAGUAAACAGAUGAAAGCGGAUACUGGAGUCGAACUUAUGGAAAGUUUAGUGGAAGCUAUUGAGAAAGAAAAGAAGAUUUCAAAAUUUAUUACUAGUGACACAGAGGAGAUGAAGGAGUGCUUUCAGAAUAAGAAAAAGAUAUAUGAAGCAAUAUCGAAAAGUGAAGGAUGGGAAAAAUGCUCGCCUGACCAUCCGGAAGCCCUCAAUGACGAAAUUGAUGAAAUGACCAAUCUGAUGACCGAACUGUAUAGUGAAAUCAAAAAACAAGCGGAGACUGUAUUUAAACGGAAAUUGUACACAUUCAGAUCAAAUGAACUGGAGCAAAUGAUACCAGAAGAUGAGUGAUAUGAAGUGAAUUAAACUGAGGUGAUUGCUUAAGAAAUGUCACCUCAUCUUGUUUCUUACUUGAAACGAUAAUAUUUAGAGCCAACACUUGUACUUUCAAUAAAUUCUUCUUCAGUCUCUACACUUAUAAAUCCAUUGAUUUUAACAUCUACUGGCCAGCUAAGGUGAAUUGGAAUUAUGUCAGUAAUUGUAUUGUGCUACAAGUACAAAAUAAAAUAAUAGUCGUUCAUUUUGGAUUGCCAUUUCC
Trichobilharzia szidati is the source of this 844-nucleotide messenger RNA. Lineage: Eukaryota; Metazoa; Platyhelminthes; Trematoda; Strigeidida; Schistosomatidae. The record is from the annotation of a GenBank genome assembly.